Messenger RNA from Nothobranchius furzeri (turquoise killifish), 5017 nucleotides. Lineage: Eukaryota; Metazoa; Chordata; Actinopteri; Cyprinodontiformes; Nothobranchiidae. The record is from RefSeq and is a predicted model, not a curated record.
AGGAUCGAUCCAGUCACUGGGAUUGACGGACACUGCACUACAGCCAAUAAGAAACUCAUCCAGUUGUAAACAAUCGCAUUUAACCAAUCGGAAGUCAGGUUUAAACCGUGUCACACCCGAUUGGUUGGAUUAAACGCGCAUUGGUGACGUUUAUCUGCGCGGGACUGUCAAAAAUUUCUGCUGCACCCUUUUCUUCCUGCUUUUUCUCUUGAAGAAAACUCUCCUAGCUUGUCCUGUGAGACCCGCGCGGAUUCCAGUUGAUGAAUGACAGCAACACAUCUGCUGCUAACUGUCGGGUUUUACUUACGCUUUUCUUAAUGGAACCUCAGUCGUUACGUGACGCGGCUCUUAAAUUGGAUUAGCUGUGAGUUAAGCUUGUCUGUGAAGGUGUGCGGCCGACCUGCUCGUUAGCUCAGCUGGACCGACUGUUGGGUCUGGGUCAUUUUUUUUUACUGCAGUUCCUUUUUGAAUGUAUCAACGUAUUUAGAGUAGUUUGCUAAACUGCUGCGUUUGAAAUCAGCGCGAGACGCGAUCGGUGUUGUCGCGUGUGCAGUAAUAAGGUGUGCUACGUCAGACAGGUGAUUUUAACCUGCUUUCUACGUGGUUUAUUACUUUAAAGGGAAGGCAUGGAUGGUUAUAACCAGUCCAGCGCAGGACGUGACAGUAAAUCUCAAAAGAAGAAAGUAUUUUCUUACCAGAGCUCGUACGACGACGGAGACCGCAAACCAAAGUUUAACUUGCCCUUUAGAAACAUCACAGAUGAUGUGCGGGACAGGUUUGCCAGUAUUCGAAUUCCAGGCAGCAAAAAGGAGCGACUGCCUGUAACGCUAUCUAAACACGGCUCCAAUGACUGGUCCACUUCCACGCCAACCACCCUGCAGCAUUUUGAGGAUCUUUCAUCAAAGAUCACCUCAGAAAAAGAGAUCUUGGCUUUGUUUGAAAAGAUGAUGGAGGACAUGAACUUAAAUGAGGACAAAAAAGCUCCUUUAAGGGAAAAAGACCUCAACACAAAGCGAGAAAUGGUCAUCCAGUACGUCUUUUCUGGCUCCAAAACUGGCAGCCUGAAAAGCAGCCAUCAGAUCUCUCCCCAGGAAUUCCUCGGUGAGCUGAAGUCAGGAGUGAUGGACGAACGUCUCUUUGCCUGUCUGGACUCAUUGCGAGUGUCUCUUACCAGCAAGCCUGUGAGCUGGGUUCAAAGUUUUGGGCAUGAAGGCCUCGGAUUGCUCCUGGACAUUUUGGAAAGGUUGCUGUUCAAGAAGCAACAAGACAAGAUAGAUAAGAAGAACCAACAUAAAAUCGUCCAAUGUCUCAAAGCCUUCAUGAACAACAAGUAUGGCUUGGAUCGAAUUUUGGGGGAGGAGAAAAGUCUUGCUUUGCUGGCUAGAGCCAUCGAUCCCAGUCAGUCUGCCAUGAUGACCGAAGUCGUAAAGCUACUGUCAGCCAUCUGCAUUGUAGGCGAGGAGAACACUUUGGAGAAGGUUCUGGAGGCCAUUACGACAGCAGGAGAAUGGCGGUCCAUUGAGAGGUUCAGUCCCAUUGUUCAAGGUCUACGAGAUCGCUCCAUUCAACUACAAGUGGCGUGCAUGCAGCUUAUCAAUGCCCUGGUAACAUCGCCUGAUGAGCUGGACUUCAGGCUGCACAUUAGAAAUGAAUUUAUGCGCUGUGGACUCAAAGAGAUAUUGCCGCAAUUGAUGACCAUCAGGAAUGAGGCCCUUGACAUUCAGCUGAAGGUAUUUGAGGAGCAUAAAGAAGAGGACAUGAUGGAGUUCUCUCACAGAUUGGAGGACAUCAGGAACGAACUGGAUGAUGUGGGGGAUGUGUUCAGCAUUGUGCAGAGCCUGGUGAAGGACAGCAGUGCAGAGCCCUAUUUCCUCUCCAUCCUGCAGCACCUGAUGCUCGUACGCAAUGAUCACUUGGUCAGGCCCCAGUACUUCAAGAUCAUUGAUGAGUGUGUUUCUCAAAUCGUGCUGCACCGCAGUGGCACCGACCCCGACUUCACUUACCGUAAGCGCCUAGAUGUCGACUUCGGCCACCUUUUAGAGGUGUGUGUGGACAAAGCUCGGGUGGAUGAAUAUGAACAAAGAGCUUUAGAUCUGGCACAGAAGUUUGAUGAGGAAUUCUUAAGCAGGCAGGAGGCACAAGCUCAGCUGGUGAAGUGUGAAGAACAAAUAUCGGAACUCCAAGCAGAGUUGCAGGCCUUCAGGUCCCAGUUUGGAGCUGUGCCUCCACUCUCAGCCAAGGGUGGAGCUCCAUCAUCAUCUUCACCUUCAUCUGGGCCUUCAACCCCUGCUCUUGCACCAGGGGUGCCAGCUCCCCCUCCUCCCCCUCCCCCGCCCCCUCCUCCUCUUGGAUGUCCACCUGCACCACCUCCACCUGGAAUACCUCCUCCAUUUGGUGCUCCACCUCCACCUCCUCCAGGGUUUUGUGGUGCUUUUGGCUCACCCACUCACCACACACUGCCUUUUGGCCUCAGGCCUAAGAAGGAAUUCAAGCUUGAGACGUCCAUAAAGCGCCUCAACUGGUCAAAGAUUCGUCCCCAGGAAAUGUCUGAAGGCUGUUUUUGGGUCUUGGCAGAUGAGGACCAGUAUGCAAAACCAGAAUUGCUCAGCAGGGUUGCUCUUACUUUUGGCUCGCAUCGAACAGCUAAAAAAGAAGAGGAUCUGGAGGAUAAGAAAUCCAUAAAAAAAAGAAUCAAGGAGCUCAAGGUGCUCGAUCCCAAGAUUGCACAAAAUCUCUCCAUCUUCCUGGGCUCCUUCCGGAUACCUUAUCAGGAAAUUCGACGCAUGGUUGUGGAGGUGGAUGAGGAGCAGCUCACUGAACCGAUGAUCCAGAACUUGGUGAAGCAUCUACCCGAGCAGGAGCAGCUGAACGUCCUGGCCAACUAUAAAAAUGAGUACUCUAAUUUGUCAGAGCCUGAGCAGUUUGGGGUUGUGAUGAGCAGCGUGAAGCGGCUGCGACCUCGUCUCAACCACAUCCUCUUCAGGCUGCAGUUUGAGGAGCACGUAAACAACCUGCGUCCAGAUAUCCUGGCCGUAAGCGCGGCGUGUGAAGAAGUCAGGAAGAGCCGCGCUUUUGGCUGCUUGCUGGAGCUAGUGCUGCUGCUGGGGAAUUACAUGAAUGCAGGCUCUCGAAAUGCCCAGUCAUAUGGGUUUGACCUCAGUUCCCUUUGCAAGCUAAAAGACACGAAGUCAGCAGACCAGAAGUCUACCUUACUACACUUCUUAGCUGAAGUAUGUGAGCAGGAAUUUCCUGAUGUGAUCAAGUUUGUUGAUGACCUGGAGCAUGUGGAUCGAGCUAGCAGAGUCUCUGCAGAGAAUCUGGAAAAGAGCCUCCGGCAGAUGGAGAGGCAGCUGCUGCAACUCGAGAGAGACCUGGAGACAUUCUCUUCCCCCGAUGACCCCAGCGACAUGUUUUUUACCAAAAUGGCUAGCUUCUUCAAAGUUGCACAGGAGCAGUAUGGCAAGUUGGGGAUCAUGCACAGCAAUAUGGAGACGUUCUAUCAGAACACACUGGAAUACUUCGCUGUUGAUCCCAAAAAGACCUCCGUGGAGGAGCUGUUCACGGACCUCAGCAACUUUCGCUCCAUGUUCAUGCAAGCACUGAAGGAGAACUUUAGACGGAGAGAGCUGGAGGAGAAACAGAGGCGAGCAUGGGCAGCGAAGGAGAAGGCUGAGCGUGAAAAGCAGGAGCGACAGCAGAAGAAGAGGAGGUUACUGGAAGUCAAUGCAGAGAACGAUGAGACAGGUGUGAUGGAUAGUUUGCUGGAAGCCUUGCAGUCUGGAGCUGCAUUCAGAGACCGCAGGAAGAGAGUACCCAGGUCCAGAGAUAACUACCAGAAGACGAUCAGCCCCAGCUCCUUUCGCCAGGUUCUCAGGCCAGUGAACCAUGAGAACAACAAGGCACCUUUACAAAGGUCUCGCUCUCGGCAGAAUGUAAAUGUGGGCUCAGUGGCGGCGGCGAAAGCUCCCCUUGCCAAGGAGGCACGUAAUGAGUCUGACAGCCGUCCAUCUGCAGACAGGGCCAAAGUGUCUGGCUGUUUGGAGUCCGGUGGCAGGUAUGGGAUUGCUUCGGGUCACAGUUCCAGGCUGGAGAGAAACAGAGGGGUGGAGAGAGAGAUGGUUAAGGUGACUGAGAAAGAGCUGGAGGUUGAAGCUGAGAAUCCAUCCCUCCAGCCAUCCUCCUCUGGUCCUGCAGUCAGCAGCUGCAACACCACUGCAGAGUCAGAUGUAGAAGCUCUGCUCGCCAAACUCAGAGCUCUGUAAGAUCUGGCCUCAGUGAUGCUAAAUGUCCAUGUACCUACAAGAGUCAGACUCUAAGAUGUUUAGAGACUAAAGUGUCAGGCAUCAGUCUCCAGAAAAUAUGUGUACAGUGAUUUUAACAUUCAAUAACACAAAAGUGAAAAGAAAUUAAUGCAAGAAACAACAUUUUUAAAGGCCUGAUUUAUUGGAAGCUAAUUAUUAUCAUUUAUUAUUAUUAAAAAACUAAAGUAAACACGAGUCUGAACCUGAUUUAUUGUAUAUAAAUUAAACUGACACAAUUGUUGCUUUUGUGCUUAAAGAUGCAAAACAGCUUAGAACUUUGUAUUCCAUAAAUAUUCAGUCUCACAGCAAACUAUAAUAGAAGUUUUUUACAUCAUAACUGUACUUUUUUUUUACACAUUGGUAAAAGAAGAGUUCAAGCUUAAAUCUGCAUCUGUUACUUUUGGUACCAAAAAUUCUGUUGUUUUUACCUAUGAUUCAUGAAUGUUGAUUUUUGUGUGUUUUAUAUUCAGAACAUUGGCUGAACUGAAUUAUAACAGUAUAAACAAAUGAUUAGUUGUAUUUUUAUUAGUUUUGAUGAUUGCUAGAACUCAACAGUUUUUAUAAGUUGUCUGUUUUUAUUGAACAGAUGAGAAACUUUUAUUAAACAAGAGAGUAAGUUUGUUUAAAAAGACAAACGUACAUCUCAAAUGGCUCAGAAACGUUCACAACUGAUGCUUUUGGUUACAUUUCCCCUGAGAUUAUUUUAUUUGUUGUGU